AAUGACCGGUCAUCUGUCCAACCGGUUAACACUUGUAGGUGUAACAAUAGGCAAAUGUCGAGUGAGGAAGAAGCUCUAUCAGCCCCGGGAACCGGUCGAAUAGCAGGAGAAUAUGAUACUCAGGAGGCCGUUACUGAAGGCUUAUUAUCCUUGCUUACACCAGCUGUACAGGAAGUUGACGAUCGUGUUCGUUCAGUAAGGUUGGAACGAUAUUUUAAGCAGUUCAUAAUUUUCGCAAAUUAAGAUUGUUACUUUGUAAUAAAUUUAUAGACAAAGUCAAGUUGAUUUGCAACACAGUAUAGAAAUACUAAAUGACGGUUAGUACAUUGAAUGCAUAAUUGUCAAAGUUAAUAUAUUUUUUGUUUGCAGACUUGAAAAAAAUAUCUGAAUCGCAUGGCAUUCCAGCUGAUCUUAACCCAUAUGUUAAGAAACUAAAUAAUACACGUCGACGUAUAAAUAUAGUCAAUAAUAUCUUACAGAAUGCCCAGGUUUGCACCAUAAGGAAUACUUUCGAUCAGCUAUCUAAUACAAAUACAUAAAUAUAUCUAAUUUUUUUCUCUUUUUCUUAGGAGAGAUUAAGCAAACUACAUUAUAAUAUUCAGAAAGAAACUAGUCGAAAAUCAAUAGUAGUAGACGAUAAAGCUGAUGCUGGAAAUACUGAGGAAGCGCCUGAACCCACUACAAGUUCUAGUACAUCUGAAUGAAUGCUUCACUCUGUACAAUUUCAUAUAGACUUUUAUAUUAUUAUUGUUCAAAUUUUUUUCAAUUACAAUCUCAAUUCGAUUACAAAUCUAUACUUUAAUAAUUAUAAGAGACACUCUCGCAUUCCAUGGAUUCUUUAUUCAAGUAUUAAAAAUAUAGUUAUUACUUUUUCGAAAAUUCGCGCUACCCGUUUUCUCAAAUACAAAAUUCUCCUAACCGGAAAUUGUUCGUAGCGAUAAUAUGCUAUGUUUAAAAUUAAAAAAACAUUUGAUAAACUUCGAAUAUGUACAAUUUUUUUUAAAAAAAAGCUCUUUAGAUCUCACUCUUAAAAAGAUGUGAAUCGUCUUGGGAUUCUUAAUCGAAACUAUGACUCCGACACCCGAAAAAGAUCGUAAAAAAAUUUCUAAUCGGAAAAUAAAACAUCUUAUUAAGUAUAUUUCUAACGAUAAGAAAGGAAAAUUGAAGAAACUGUUAAAGAAGAAAAAAUUAGAUAUAAAUCAUACUAGUCUAUUUGGCGAUUCCAUGUUCUUGUUGGGUUGUAAAAGCGGAAGCGUCAGAGUUGUAAGAUAUUUGAUUAAAAAAGGUGCUAACAUUAUGCAGUCAAAUGACAAAGGAGAAGACGUCUUUAGUUGCUUGGCUCAAUGUGGAAAUACUAAGAGUAAUAGAAUAUUUCUACUAGUAAAACCAUAAAUGUUCAUUAAGACUACAUAAUAUCCCUUUUUCUAUUUUGUGUUGUUUCCACAGAAAUAGGAUUAUUAUUUUUAAACAUAUUUCAAAGUUCUUCCAAUUUGGAUAGUAUGGAGGAUCCCAGAGUUGGUUUCUUUCAAGAAUCAAUUAUUCGUAAACUUAAAGUAGAUAGAUAUUUUAAAUAUUCUAAUAUAUACAGUGCAUUCUAUAUAAUAUGUUUCAAAAACAAGGAUUACAGCUCUUUCAUGGCUGAGAAAGAGUAUAAUAAAGAAGAGACAAAAGACGGAAACGAUUUUAGUGAUGAAUUUAAUGACGAUGAUGACGACGACGACGAUGAUGAUGAUGACGAUGAUGACGAUGAAUACUAUUUCGAUGACUACUAUGACUCUGACAGAGAAAAAGUAAGUGAUGGUGAGCAAGAGAGAAGAUGGUCAGAAAAGCUUAAUUCAGCAAUCGACGAUGAUAUAGCGGCAGAAAUGGGUAGAUAUUCAGAUCGAGAAGAAAUGGAUAAUAGGGAACCAAAUGGCGAUUGGUUCAACGACGUCUAUAAACAAUAUGAAAAGAAAAAAAGAAGUAAAAAAUUUCAAUUUUAUAAGAAAUCAAGUAAAGAAGACAAAGAUAACAAACCAAAAGAAAGAAAGUUUAAAACCUUAAAAUGGGUUGAAUCUGAAAAAGAAAGCUUAAGCGAAGCUAAUUUAGUUAUGAAAAAACUAAAAUACGAAUUAUCUUGUUCAAAGUUAUUUUCAGCUUCGUCAAAAAAACCUAUUUUAUUGGAAGAAAUUCCAUGGCCACUAGGAUUUUUGACAAAGAAUAUAGAAUUACUAAAGACAUUUUUACUCUGUGAUAAAAAAUUUGGAAGUAAAAAGAAACAUAUCAGAAUACAACAGGUCCGAUGGCAUCCGGAUAGAUUCAAACAAAGAUGUAAUGGAAGAUGGAAGGAAGAAGAAAAAUUAAAUAUAAUUUCAAAGGUACAAGAACUAUCUCAACAAUUGAAUUCAUUGGCCGAGACAAUAUCUGAUGACUAGGAUCAUUUGUUAAAAACUUAUAACAGUUUUAACACAGUGCAAACUGGUAUAUUUUUAAAUUAACUGUUUUUUUACAAUUAGUUUUUCUUUAUACUUUAACCAUGUGUUACUCUUUCUACUUUUUUAUACUUGAAAAAAGAAAUACUUCUAAUUUCAAUAAUCCUUUAUAAUCUACUUAAAAAUAAAUUGAUUUAAUGGAUUAUUUGCUUGCAGUUGUAAUUAAUGAAUUCCUAAAUAUAUGUUGUCGGAAAUUCAAAAUUAUGAUAUAAGAAGUUAAACUUUAACUUACAUUCAAUCUAUAGAAAUUGUUUUGUAUACGUUUAAUAAAGUUAUAAUUAAAA
Messenger RNA from Dimorphilus gyrociliatus, 2755 nucleotides. Lineage: Eukaryota; Metazoa; Annelida; Polychaeta; Dinophilidae. The record is from the annotation of a GenBank genome assembly.